CGGUGCGGUACUGGGACCAGUGCUGUGUGAGAACUUAGGGUCAGGGAGCGGGGAGGGGGAGUAACCUGGGCGGUUGUGCGGGGUAGAGGGUCGGAGCCUUGGUGGUGUGUUGUGUGCGGGAGGUAUAGCUGUGGCAGAACCGUCUUCUCUCUCUCUGUCUCUCACAGCACCCCGCCUUUCCCGCACACUCAGAGCCAUUUUGGUUGUGACUCUGCAUCUCCCCAUUCAUAGACAGCGACCAAGCGCUCUGAGCACAUCCGACAUGAAGAUCAAGGAUGCCAAGAAGCCGUCUUUCCCAUGGUUUGGCAUGGACAUUGGUGGAACCCUGGUUAAACUCUCCUAUUUUGAACCUAUUGACAUCACAGCAGAAGAGGAGCAAGAGGAAGUGGAAAGCUUGAAAAGCAUUCGGAAAUACUUGACUUCCAAUGUAGCUUAUGGCUCUACAGGUGUUCGUGAUGUCCACCUAGAACUUAAAGACUUGACUCUCUUUGGCAGGAGAGGAAACUUGCACUUUAUUCGAUUUCCAACCCAAGACCUCCCUACUUUCAUUCAAAUGGGGAGGGAUAAAAACUUUUCAACACUUCACACAGUCUUGUGUGCAACUGGUGGUGGUGCCUAUAAGUUUGAAGAAGAGUUUAGAACAAUUGGGAAUCUUCAGCUGCACAAACUUGAUGAACUUGAUUGCCUUGUUAAAGGGUUGCUGUACAUAGAUUCUGUCAGUUUUAAUGGACAGGCAGAGUGCUAUUAUUUUGAAAAUGCCUCCCAUCCUGAGAGGUGCCAAAAAAUGCCUUUCAAUCUGGAUGACCCUUAUCCUCUGCUGGUUGUAAACAUCGGUUCUGGAGUCAGCAUUCUUGCAGUCCAUUCUAAAGAUAGCUAUAAAAGAGUAUGUGGAACAAGUCUAGGCGGUGGUACAUUCCUUGGUUUAUGCAGUUUAUUGACUGGCUGUGAAAGUUUUGAAGAAGCACUUGAAAUGGCUUCAGCUGGAGAUAGCACCAAUGCAGAUAAACUAGUCCGGGACAUAUAUGGAGGAGACUAUGAAAGAUUUGGUCUCCCUGGUUGGGCUGUAGCAUCAAGUUUUGGGAACAUGAUCUGCAAAGAUAAACGUGAAUCUGUUAGUAAAGAAGACCUGGCAAGGGCCACUUUGGUAACCAUAACUAAUAACAUUGGAUCCAUUGCACGAAUGUGUGCUGUUAACGAGAAAAUAAACAAAGUUAUUUUUGUUGGCAACUUUCUGCGUGGGAAUACCCUUUCUAUGAAGCUUCUUGCCUAUGCAUUAGAUUACUGGUCAAAUGGUCAACUAAAGGCAUUAUUCCUGGAACAUGAGGGCUAUUUUGGUGCAGUUGGUGCUCUUUUAAGACUACCGAAUUUCUCCUAAAACAGUGAUGAUGGAUGUGAAGGUUUUUUUUUUUUUUUUUUGUGGGUUUUGAAAACUUGUUUAUUCAAUGGGUACCAAAUAAGAGCAUGGACCUACUUUCUCUAAAAAUGUCUCCCUAUUUGAAAAAUUAGUAAACUGUAACAACGUGAAAUAUUGAAAAGCUUGGUAACCCCUCAACACCAAGUGUGUUUAAUCAUUUCUCAUAGAAAUGCUUUUGUUUCCUGGUGGCAUUUAAUCCUGUAUAUGGAGCCAGUAGAUAAUCCUGAAACACACACUGUACUGUAAAUAUAAUGCUGUUUAACUUGGACACUAACAGCAAAGUUUUCUAAGCCAUUCCAAUAGGCCACUUCAGGUGCAUCCUAUUAUUAACCUAUAUUACUGGCUUUUAGCAGUGCCAUUGUAAGCACUGAAAAUGGGUUCUUAUCUUGUUUUGGCCUAAAGUAUUUCCAGUACUAUAUGUGUUUUGUGUCCCUUUUAAUAAAAUGUUGUUUAUUAAUUAAAGGGAUCCUUAUGACCUGAUCCUUUUAACAAAUUCUGGUCAUAGUAAAUGUGAUUUUGUUUUGAUCCUCUAAUUGUGCAAAUACUUUUCUUUUUAUAUAUAUAUAUAUAUAUAUUGUUUCUAAUUUUUCUACUUCAUGAUAUAAGUGCAUAUAUUGCAUAGAUUCCUGAAAAUGGAACCAUGUAUUCUAAUUGUAUAUUAAUUUUUCAACAUGUUGAAUAUAUCCCUUCAUGAAGAAAUGCUUUAGAUAAGGCAGCUACAACAAAUCUUCCAACUUGUGUUUACCAGAACUCAAUGCACAUUUUAAGUGUGUUGUGUGUUGGUUUUUAUGUUAGUAAUUCAUUCCACUCAGUCUCUUGUCAUUUCUCUUCUCCAGUAUUAGGUUUAUAUGUAAAAUCAUAAUGUUGAGUAUUUGAAAAGUGUAAAGAAGAAUAUUAAGAGUUUACUUUUAUUAACCUUAAGUGUAAUCUACUGAUUGCUCCUCCAUACACCUUGUGGAACUGCUGAAACUGAAGGUGUCUUAUCUCCUGGAAUUCUGACAAAUUGUGUACUUCUCAUUAUUAACUGGACAAAUGUAGUAGCCUUGUAUGUAUAGUAAAUCCAUGAUUUUAUGGCGUUUUUUUAUAAUGGGGAAAAUAAUGGUUCUUGUGCUCUUGUCUGGAAGUGUGAAUCUUUGCAAGACUUCCUCAUUGCAACCUUUACACGUUCAGCUCAACUACUCUGAGCAAUAGGUGUAGUAAAAAAUGCCUUAUGAAAUAUUUGUCAAUUCAUGCUGCUGAAAUAGUAGUGUCCUUGCAAGAUGAGAAUAUAUAAGUUCUGAGUUGCAAUAUCUGGCUAUGGGUGGUAAUACUUAUAUGGUGCCAUAGUAGGAAGUAUUUUAGUCUUUGGUUAAUAUGUAAACGCAUAUUUGGCUGUUUAUCCAAAGAUUGUGUAUAAAUAAGGACCAGUUUAAUUUUUUAUUGUUAGAGGCAAAAGGUCUAUUUUAGUUAUUAUUUACAUGGCUAAUUAGAAGUGUUAAACAGUUUAUUUGUAAAGAAAGUGAGUAAUUUGUUCAAAGUGAACUUCAUUAAACACUGCAGUGUUUUGUUUUUA
Molecule: messenger RNA, 2966 nt
Organism: Bombina bombina (fire-bellied toad)
Lineage: Eukaryota; Metazoa; Chordata; Amphibia; Anura; Bombinatoridae
Gene: PANK3
Product: pantothenate kinase 3
Exons: 7
Coding region: 263-1375 (370 amino acids)
Biological process (GO): coenzyme A biosynthetic process
Cellular component (GO): nucleus; cytosol
Molecular function (GO): ATP binding; pantothenate kinase activity
Source: RefSeq, a predicted model, not a curated record